GGACAGAUAAGCUGUCCCUUUUGUCUCUUCCAUCUUCAUUUCAUCCAUUCCUCUACCUAAACUAAGAGAACCCAUUUUUGCAUUGGUCACUUUUAUAAAUAUACUAUACACAGUACUCAAAUUCCCAUCAUUUUACUCUGAUCAUUGUCUUAUUUCAAAUGGGUUCAAGAACAAGAAGGAAGCAAAGAUGGUGCACACAAACCUUAACUCCAUUGUUGGAAGGCCCAGACCCAGACAUGCAAGAAGAAGGUAACAAAAAGGAGAGUUCAUGGGAAAUAAUUCGCGAAUGGUUUCGACUGCAAAAGGGUUUCUCUGGUACCAAUAAUAAUUUUUCAUCAAUAUCACCAUAUGGGAGCUUUUCACCAGCCAAUAAAGGGCAAGACUUGAGGCUUUUGCUUGGCGUUCUUGGGUGUCCACUUGCCCCAAUCCCUCUUGUAAGCGACCCCAUUCACCGCAUUCACAUUAAGGACAUUCCUAUGGAAAAUUGCAUAGCGCAUUAUAUCAUACAACAGUAUUUGGCUGCGACGGGAUGCUUAAAGAGAGAAAAAAGCGUAAAAAACAUGUACGCAACAGGAAGUGUGAAAAUGAUACGAUGUGAGACAGAAAUUUCAUCAGGAAAGAAUGUGAAGAGCUUAGGGACAAGAAGUGGAGAAAAUGGGUGCUUCGUAGUUUGGCAAAUGUUGCCUGGAAUGUGGUCUCUUGAAUUAGUUGUCGGAGGUAAUAAGGUUAUUGCUGGAAGCGAUGGCAAGACCGUCUGGCGUCACACUCCUUGGCUCGGUACUCACGCUGCCAAAGGACCUCAACGCCCUUUACGUCGCAUAAUCCAGGGCCUAGACCCGAAGAGCACAGCCAAUCUAUUUGCAAAAGCGCAAUGCUUGGGCGAGAAAAGAAUCGGCGAAGAUGAUUGCUUCGUAUUAAAAGUAGCAGCCGAUCGUGCGGCUGUGAUGGAAAGGAGCGAAGGAGCAGCUGAAGUACUUAGACAUGUAUUAUAUGGGUAUUUUUGCCAGAAAAGUGGUCUCCUAAUAUACUUAGAAGACUCACAUCUUACAAGAGUACAAACCCCAGAAAAUGAUACCAUCUACUGGGAAACCACUAUAGGAAGUAGCAUUGGAGAUUACAGAGAUGUUGAUGGAACUUUAAUUGCUCAUCAGGGAAGAUCAAUUGCUACAGUUUUCCGGUUCGAAGAAGAGUCUGUUCAACAUAGCAGGACUAGAAUGGAAGAAAUCUGGAGGAUUGAUGAUGUUGUGUUUAACGUUCCAGGGCUUUCUUUGGACUAUUUCAUUCCUCCUGCUGAUAUAUUUGAUGUUUCUCCAUAAUUAACUCAUUUUAGUUAAUUAUAAAUUGACUUAAUUUUGUUCUUAUUCUCUAAUUAUAAUCAUAAUACUAUUGGUGGGUUUAUGGUGUACUACUUUCAUUUUAAGUGUAGUAUUUCAUUGGCUUCAA
Molecule: messenger RNA, 1443 nt
Organism: Jatropha curcas
Lineage: Eukaryota; Viridiplantae; Streptophyta; Magnoliopsida; Malpighiales; Euphorbiaceae
Product: C-type mannose receptor (DUF620)
Source: RefSeq, a predicted model, not a curated record